This is a messenger RNA of Candidula unifasciata, 495 nucleotides long. Lineage: Eukaryota; Metazoa; Mollusca; Gastropoda; Stylommatophora; Geomitridae. The record is from the annotation of a GenBank genome assembly.
AUGCCUAUUCGAUACGUUGGCCGAGAUCCUGUUCAGUUUGCUAAAUCUCUAUACGAAAUCUGUAGACAGCUUCGGGACUGGGGAGUCGGUCGAGUCGUUUACAAACAUCGACUGUCGGAGCUGCAUCCCACACAGAAGUCCUACUUCAGGUUAACUAGCGUCGUUCCUGUACUGAAGAGUCCGGGAGAGCUUGCCUUUCAAAUAUGGGGUCAUGAAGUGUUCAGAGGACGAGAGAAAGGCGUAAACCUAAUCACAGAAGGCCGCAAACUAGACUGGGUCCUGGUCCCGAAAGAAGAGGAGAAGGAAUUCUGUGCUGUCCGUGAAGUGUAUGAUAUCAAACAAAUCCCAGUGCCCACGCACAUGAACUGCCCACCUCUGCUGGAGUUGAGCAUCAAGGGUGAGAUGAAAGCCAGAGGUCAAGCACCGCCAGAGAAAAUACAGAUUCCUUUUAUUGCAGACAAUUAUAUCAAGGAGUUAGAUUCAUAUUGGGCAUAA